AUGGCGCCGGAGGCGAUCGUGCAGCUGGUCGACGGCGGCGAGGAGGAGGAGGCGCAGCGCAAGGUGGUGGUGGUGCAGCAGCACCUGGACGACAACAUCAUGUCCACGAUCCUGUCCAAGCUGCCGUCGGAGCCCGCACACCGCUUCGCCGUCGUCUCCAAGUCGUCGGGCGCGCUGCUCAGGCAGCCGGCCUUCCUCCAGAACCACCUCUCCUCACGUCGUUCGCUGGUGCAGCUGCUCAAAGAUGACGAACUCCCCUCCAUGGUCGCCAUCCAGCCCAAGGACCACCAGCGGCCCGGCGGCUACGUCCACCUCACCAUCGUCAACAACGCCAACCCGACCAACCCUGUCUCGCUCCACCUCCCCGUCCAUCACGCGUACCAGCACCUCAUCGCUGAGCAUGCGCCGGCCGCGUCACCGGCGGAGGGAGAGCUCGCCACCUUCCUCAUGCGGACGAUCCCCAAGCUCGACGCCUCUUUCGUCGCCUCGGACGGCCCCAUGCUGCUGGCGCGGAACCCAACGCGCUCCUACUUCGUCUGCUACCCGGCCGCCAACCGCUGGAUCGCGCUCCCGCCGCCUCCCGCCGGCGAUACGGUGGCCGCCGGCUUCCGCUACGUCGUCGUCGACGCGGCGUCCGGGACCAUCUCCUUCAUGGUCGUGCUUGUCGCCCCUGAUCACGUGGCGACGUUCUCGUCCAAGACCGGCGAGUGGGGGGUGAAGGAGCACGGCGCGCACGAGGACGUGAUGGCGUUCGGUGCUUGGGGUCCGGGCAUCCGCGCCGGGAACAGCAUCUACUGGCAGAGCGCCGCGGGUGACGCCCGCGCGCGCGUUCUCUGCUUCGAUGUGGCCCGCGGCGGCCGCGUGUCGGCGUUCCGCGAACCGCCGCUGGCAGAUGGGGGCACGAAGCGCGUGGGGAGGUCUCUGGGAUCGGCCAGCGGGCGGCUCCGGCUGUGCGCCUUCGACGUCCGCGACAACGAUCCGGGCAACGUCCAGCUGCACGCCGUCGAAGGAGUGCACGGCGUGUUUUUCCUGGACGACGGCGACGCGGGUACAUGGCGUCGCGCGCACGAGGUGGUGGUCCGCGAUGACAUUUCGGUCACUUUCUUCGGUGUGCCUCACGGCGCCGAGGUUCCAGUCGACUUCACCGGUGCCAGCGGCUCCUCCAUCAUCGUCAACAAGAACCAGGUGCUGUUCCGCCGCGAUCUCGAGGGCGGCAACAAGGUGAGGCUGUUCGACCUCAACAAGCAGUAUGACCCCCGCAUGGCAAGGCUUUACAACAACUUGGACAUGUUCCCGUUGUUCUAG
Messenger RNA from Miscanthus lutarioriparius, 1305 nucleotides. NCBI's taxonomy places the organism in Eukaryota, Viridiplantae, Streptophyta, Magnoliopsida, Poales, Poaceae. The record is from the annotation of a GenBank genome assembly.